UGUAAUAAUUAUUAUUUUCAACUUAUUUGAAACAAAAUUCGUACGUUAAAUUACUCGUAUUAAUAAUGACUCGUAACAUCAUAUAUCCCAAACCUUUACCCGAACUUACUAAACAGAAUAACCCAAUUGAAAGUGGUUUUACCCCAACUGAAAUUGUGGCUUUACAAAAUGGUUGGCGUUUGAUUAAGCGUCGUUUAAAUUAUCAUACAGCGAAAAUAUUUACGGAAUUUUUCAGUGAAAACUAUUUGCUGCUGGAAAGAUUUCGUGAUGUGAAAACUGAAAAAAUCAAUUUGAACAUUUUGCAUCAACAUCCACGUCAACUGAUGAAUAUUUAUGGCCGCCUAAUUGAAAGUGGUCUCAAUGAUGUGACCUAUAUCAAUAUGUUAUUGAGUGGUGUGGGACAUGGACACAAAUUAUAUAAAGUUACAUACGAUGACAUUAAGUUACUUACCGACUAUAUUAAACUGUAUUUUACGGAACUAUUGGAGAAAAUAAAAUCUAGCACAUUUCUAAAUGCUUUGGCAAAAUUAAGUGAUCUUAUCAAUGAGCAACACAGGGAAAAGGCAGAAGUGGAAGAACAAAAAUCAAGCAGACCAAGUAAUGAUGCCAGUUAAAUAAAAUAAAUACAGAG
This is a messenger RNA of Calliphora vicina (urban bluebottle blowfly), 631 nucleotides long. RefSeq names its product globin 3 (gene glob3). Gene Ontology annotation, molecular function: heme binding; oxygen binding. Lineage: Eukaryota; Metazoa; Arthropoda; Insecta; Diptera; Calliphoridae. Bases 66 to 614 code for a protein of 182 amino acids. The transcript has 3 exons. The record is from RefSeq and is a predicted model, not a curated record.